UAGUUCUUGAAGUCAACAUAGUCCAGAAGAUGGAAUCUUUUGUUGUUCGAGAGAGUUAUGACUACCCGAACAAAAUAGCUUCCGUGCAGAUGACGUCACUAAACCGGACAACGAAAAGCAUUAUUGACUUCGAGGCUGGAGAGCGCUACAGUUUUGCACCAAAUGAAACUUGUAUGACAUACAGCAUCAAUGACCGUGGUCCAAACAACAUAUUUGGAUUUCUUCUCAGAGGAAACGGAAGUGUCCAGUUUGCCACAUCUGCUGACGUGUUUAAAUUCGGACGGACUUACAACGAAACCUACGUUGGAACAGACGAGAUUCGUGGCAUUCCCGUCAAUCGCUGGGCAUCAUGUCAACACUCAGAUGAUCUUCAUUCGACUUUUCGUCUGGAUUACUAUUUCAGCCGAGAUAACUUCUUGAGUCCAACAAAUGAUACAAAUAUUCCAAUCAGAAUUACCAUAACAGGUGAAGCACGGAAUGAGGAUAAGCAAGGAAAUGUGAAACCAACAGGAAGUCACAACUACACCCAUGUCUAUGAAUAUUCAUACUUCAAGCCUGGACCAAUCAAAGACCAGACGGUUUUCCAUUCUCCAAAAGGAAUUGUCUGUAAAGGACGGAAGAAUGUGAAACAGCUGCCCAAAAUGCCCGAGCAGUUCACUGUCGACAUUGAGACAAAGAAUUCAGUUCAGUCCAGAACCUUCAGGGUGUAUUUUGACAACAGUUUCAACCUGACUCGGACAGACACUUUCUACACACUCGGAGCACGAAGCCAAUAUGGAGGGGGUCUCGUCUCUGUCAUUCAAGAUUUACACUCAGAGGUGGUGUACGUGGUUAACCAACACGAGGGAAACUGUACGAUGUACUCGCUUCAAAGUCAACCCGACAAGCAUAUGAAAUAUGUGUACGAGUUGCUAAACGUCAAAAACAAAACCUACGUCUAUCAGGGGAAGAGAAUGCUACGAGACAUGGUCGUUGACGCUUGGGGUAAUAUCACCAAUGAUGGAAUUGUCCAAGAGAUGUACUUUGUACCCCCUCCCCAUUCAAGAGGACUCCCAAACCCUCGUCAACGCAGAGCGCCUGGAUCCGGCCAACACUCUGGUCGACAUUCUGGUCAACAUUCUGGUCAACCUGGAACCCCCGGGUCUCAUACACCUCCGCCAUUUGCAUGGGAGCGCUAA
Messenger RNA from Gigantopelta aegis, 1178 nucleotides. RefSeq lists its product as uncharacterized. The record is from RefSeq and is a predicted model, not a curated record. Bases 30 to 1178 code for a protein of 382 amino acids. The transcript has 10 exons. Lineage: Eukaryota; Metazoa; Mollusca; Gastropoda; Neomphalida; Peltospiridae.